UAAAACUGAGGUAGCAAAUAUUAAUGAUACAUUCAAGUGGUAGGAAGAGUUUAGAAAAACAUAAAAAAAUGGCAACAAGCUCCGGCAACUACACAAGGUUCUUUACUAGCGAAUUCAAUCGCGCAACGUAUGGAACUCGUCAGCUCAAUUUUAGCCAAUACCGGCCACUGCACCGAGCAAUACUGGAUGGCGAUUGGAAGAGAGUGGAAGAAUUUUACAAGUCACAUCCAGGAGCAGAGACAGAUAGCAUCACAGAAAGCAAGGAUACGGCGGUGAUGGUAGGGGUUAUGUCGGGGCAGAAAAUAGAAUUCAUAAGGAAUCAAGUGGAGUAUGGAAGGGUGGAUUUGAGAAAAAAAAACAAAGAGGACAAUACUGCACUUCAUGAAGCUGCAAUUGUUGGUCAUUUAAAGGCCGCUAAGUUACUAGUGGGAAAAGAUACAAGCUUGCUAUACAUUCGUAAUUCGGAUGGGUAUUUACCAUUUCACUUAGCCGCUGCCUAUGGUCAGAGGGAGAUUCUGAUUUAUUUUCUGAGAGUAGGUGAGGUGCACAACUUACAGCUAUCGGAAUCGGAGUUGGAUAUGCUUAUGCAUCUUGAAGUAACUGCCGGAUUCUUUGAUUUGGUUAGUUAUUUACUUGCAAGCAACCCUAGAUUAGCAUUCUCCCAGUGGCAGGAUGUCCCUCAAUUGGAAAUAUUAGCCCAAAUGCCAUGUGCUUUUCGUAGCGGAACAAAAUUAAACAUGUGGAAGCGUUUUAUCUAUGAUUGUAAGUCUCUUGGCUAUUUCCCCUUCUCUCAAUACUAAUUUUUAUGCUGUCUUCUACACAUUUAUUAGUUUAUUUAUCUUCACAUAGAAAAACAA
Molecule: messenger RNA, 857 nt
Organism: Camellia sinensis
Lineage: Eukaryota; Viridiplantae; Streptophyta; Magnoliopsida; Ericales; Theaceae
Source: RefSeq, a predicted model, not a curated record